Molecule: messenger RNA, 2943 nt
Organism: Closterium sp. NIES-67
Lineage: Eukaryota; Viridiplantae; Streptophyta; Zygnematophyceae; Desmidiales; Closteriaceae
Source: the annotation of a GenBank genome assembly
AAACGCCAGAAGAAAAUGGUGGAAUGAAGAGAGCUCAUUUCCCUAACCUGGGCGACUCAGUUUCCACUUUCAUUUUUCACCUGACUCGGAUUCCUUCCCUUUCCUCCCCUUCUCCGCUUGUCCCGUGUUCCACUCUCCUCCCUCAUUGCCUGCAUCGAACCAGCCUUUCUCCUCCCCACUACUGUACAGUACCAAGCCUUUUUCCUUCCGAAGGGACCACCCUCACAACAGAUUUCAGCAGGCCUUCCCUCCGUGCCCCGCACGCUAGAGGUAGCUCCUCCGCAGGUGCAGUACCCGCGUUUUUGUGGCUGUAAGGGAGGUCCUGUUCUGUCGCAUAACCCUCAACAGGCAGCCGUCUCGCUAGCGCCAGUCUACAGCUCCUAGUUCUUCACUCAUUUGUUCUUACCAGUUCCUAGUGGGGUUCAGGAACCAGGAUACCAGACGCUCGGCUCAGAAGACCUGCCAACUGGCCGUAACGGAAGUAUGUUAGCAUUGCUAGACCCUAGUUUUCACAAGUGGCCUCUGCCUCGCUAGUAGUGCUGGGGAAUAGGCGAGGGCCAUUAGGUUUUCCGUUGCUAGACGAUUACACUAUUUGCGAGAGCAGCAUCAUUUUUCCAAGAACGCUUCUCUGCGUACAUAUUAUUUAUAAGAUUAGCAAGAGACCAGCACGAGAGCACCAGAGCAGCACGAGAUCAGCACGCGAGCAGCACGAUGCAUAAGAAUCAGCUCCAGGAGCUCGCACAGCGCAGCGGCUACAACCUCCCGUCGUAUGCAUGCAUACGCGAGGGCCCGGACCACGCGCCCAAGUUCAAAGCCACCGCCACGUUCAACGGCGAAACCUUCGACAGCCCGGGCUACUUCUCGUCGCUCCGCCAGGCGGAGCACGCGGCGGCGGAGGUCGCGCUGCGCGUCAUGUCGGAGCGCAGCCCGUCGCAAUGCAUCGCGAAGAUCCUCGACGAAUCGGGGGUCUGCAAGAACCUGCUGCAGGAGACCGCGCAAAGAGCGGGCGUGCCGCUGCCGGGGUAUAACACGGUCAGAUCUGGCCCGGGCCAUCUGCCGGUGUUCACGUGUACGGUCGAGGUCGCCGGGCUUCAGUUCACCGGGGAACCUUCGCGGACGAAGAAGCAGGCCGAGAAGAACGCUGCUCUUGCCGCGUGGACUGCCCUAAAACGAUAUGCCGGUCGCAACUACACGGCUCCGAUCGAAGACCUCGACGUUACAGACGAGCAGGAGCAGACCGCUAUCGCGCGCGCUCUCUCUAACGCGUACAACGCCAACGCGAUCAAAUCCAGCCCCGCUGUGCUUGCGCCGGGUAUGGAUCUCGCCGCACUCGCCGGUUUCUACGUUCCGAACGGCUGCCCUGCGCCUAAGGGCAUGGCUUCCGCUCCGCUCUACGCGCGGAACCGGACUUCCGCCUGUCCUCUGCAGGGGGGCGCUCCGUUACAAGCCGGCGCUCCGCUAUACGUUCCGCGACAUGUUGGCGCGGGAAUGGCGGGGGUUCGAAUCCGGGAGGUGACGGUUCGCGAGAUGAGCGCUGAGCAGCAGCAUAUGCUUGUACCUGAGGACUCGGUAUUGAGUAACUCGAUGAUGAAUAACUACGGCGCGAUGAUGCUUUCGCAGCAGAUGGGGCAGUUUCCGCGCAUGACGCAAUCCAGCCCGAUGGUUGACCCCGCGCCAACCGCCGCUGGUGCCGCUGGUGCGCCCGCUUACGUCCGCCGAACCGCCCCCGCCGCCAGCGCUGGCGCCGCCGAUGCGGGAGGGGUCGGCGGGAUUGGCGCUGGCCGCUACGUAGGCGCGAGCGUGCCGAACUUUCCCACGCAGCAGCUUCUGUCGCAGACUAUUCCCAGCCAGCCCGGCUUGGGUUUGCCGCCGUCGGAUCAGCACGCGUUGCCGGCUGGAGUUACCGGCGCCGGUGGUCAGUCUCACCGGCCGUCAAGUUUAUCGUACAAGCCGGGCAUGGCUUACCAGCCGCGGACUCUUCGUCCUAUAGGCCAGGGGCUUUCUCCCGCUAAUAUCCUUCCCGAUAGUAUCACAGGUUCGGAUGGGGACGAUGGUAUGGAUGCGCUAGGGUUAGGGAUUUCGGUGGGGGGUGAGGGGGCGAGUUGGUCGCGCGCGCGGACGCUGGGCUCCCCGGCGGAUAUUUUGCGCAGCCCAGCUGUGGAGGUUCCUGGUUCGUCGAUGUGGACUCCGGAGAUUGCGGGCUCGUCGCGCUCCUCCCCCUUCUGGCCUACUUCCGUCGGCUCUGCCAGUUCCGCUUCCGCGAGUUCGCUUGCGCAGCUGGGCAGAUCCGCGUCUAGCACAAGCAUGCGCGGGGGGAUUUCCGGCCUUGGGGGAAUCAUGAGGGAGGAAGCGAGUUCGCUGGGCGGAGUUGGGGAAGUAGCUGCGCGCCAAUGCCGCGCUGAGCUCGAGGAGGAGGAUGUUUCUGCGGCGGAGGCGACAACCCGUCAGAUGCUGAGUCAUUUGUGCUUGUAACGAGGUUCCAAUCACGCGGCGAGCUGGCUGGGGUUUCUGCCAGGAUCCUGUACUCGAUAUGGGAUCGGUUGCAGAAGGUGUUGGCCAGCAACGCCAGGGGCGACGAACUUUUCUAAUCCUCUUUCUGUUUCUGGAUUUCGCUAGAGUACUGUAGUUCUCUUGGGCUGGUAAUGACUGUGUGCGUGCAAGUUAGGUUAGGUGGUGUUUCUACACCUCCUGUCAGGCUCACUCCGGGUCAGCCUUGCGUGGUACUGUGCGAUGAAUAUGUAUGGCGAAGUGGUUCACUGCGGUUCGGAUUGAUCGGUGCCAUGCAAGUCUGACAAGAGGCGAGUCUGACAGGUGGCUGUAGAAUUGAGUGCUUACAAGAUAAGCUGAUGCAACAUCGAAAAGUGGGAUUUAUUUUAUUUUCUAUCAAUCCUAUGGUAGACAGUGAAGUCCAUGCCUGUGCAUUUUAAGAUUCAAAAAGCAACU